CUCACGCAAAAGCUCAACUACAUCUGUCUCGCCACCAGCUACAAAUUAAGCUUCACUGCAUAACAAUUCGAACAUAAGAGAAAAGAGAUCAAAAGAAAGAAAAAAAAAAGGAACGAAAAUACUACUCAUUGGCCAUGGCAGCUCCCAAGUUCUUGCAAGCAGCACUACUUCUCUUGAUAAUUGCAGUUGCGGUGCAGACCCAGGAAGCUCAAUCACAGACUUGUCCAAGCCAGCUGAAUAGCCUGAACGUAUGCGCACCCUUUGUGGUGCCUGGUGCGACUAAUACCAACCCAAAUGCGGAAUGUUGUAGUGCACUUCAAUCAGUCGAACACGACUGCCUCUGCAACACACUCAGGAUUGCGGCUCGCCUUCCUUCCCAGUGCAAUCUCGCACCUGUAAACUGCGGCAACUGAGCACAAGUACAUGCAUGAAGGCAGUGCAAAAGAAUGGUCAAGGAAUAAUGUCGGAUAGGGAAUUAAAAUUUAGGUAUCAUGGUCUUACAUUUUACUUUCUUUACCUAAAUGUAUCCCGAUCUGCGGGCAAGCAAAUAGUUCAUGUCAAGAAAUAAAUAAAACCUGAGUAUCUUUUAGUAUUUAAUAAACAGUUAACUGUGUUGCAAUA
Messenger RNA from Ricinus communis (castor bean), 621 nucleotides. Its product is annotated as protein MEN-8. Lineage: Eukaryota; Viridiplantae; Streptophyta; Magnoliopsida; Malpighiales; Euphorbiaceae. The transcript is spliced from 2 exons. Bases 135 to 413 code for a protein of 92 amino acids. The record is from RefSeq and is a predicted model, not a curated record.